AUGGAAGAGGAUCUUUGGUAUAUUGAACUUCUUGGCGAGUUUGGUUGUAUAAGGCAAACACAUGUCAGAAAUCAGACAGCUUGGUGGAGGACUCAUCUCUUCCAUGAGCUUCUGGACCGGUUCUUCAAGCAUGUUACACGCUUUAAAGAAAGGUAUCAUGAGCCCAUCGAGUCAAGUAGAUCGACAUUCUCUUGUCCUUCCGGACAAACCAGCUUCUUGAUACGGAAACUUCACAUGCACAUGUUAAUGGGCAAGCCAGAUUCGAUGGCACGGCUUAGAACAUUCUUGAACCUCCCUGCAUUGUGA
Molecule: messenger RNA, 306 nt
Organism: Microthlaspi erraticum
Lineage: Eukaryota; Viridiplantae; Streptophyta; Magnoliopsida; Brassicales; Brassicaceae
Source: the annotation of a GenBank genome assembly